Molecule: messenger RNA, 3919 nt
Organism: Hippoglossus stenolepis (Pacific halibut)
Lineage: Eukaryota; Metazoa; Chordata; Actinopteri; Pleuronectiformes; Pleuronectidae
Gene: gmfb
Product: glia maturation factor, beta
Exons: 7
Coding region: 125-553 (142 amino acids)
Biological process (GO): actin filament debranching; negative regulation of Arp2/3 complex-mediated actin nucleation
Cellular component (GO): actin cortical patch
Molecular function (GO): actin binding; Arp2/3 complex binding
Source: RefSeq, a predicted model, not a curated record
GCGGGAUUGGUCGAACCGGUCACAAGAUGAAGUGAAUUAAAAAAAACAUUGAAAGCGUCUGAACGUCAGAGCUUCAUCUUCAUCAUCUUCUUCUUCUUCUUCAGGAAGACCUAACUCCUCCAACAUGUCUGAUACCCUGGUGGUGUGUGGUGUUGACGAAGAUCUGGUUGCAAAGCUGAAGGCGUUCCGUUUCCGGAAGGAGACCAAUAAUGCGGCCAUCAUCAUGAAGAUUGAUGUAGAAAAGCAGCUUGUUAUUCUGGAUGAAGAGUUCGAGGACAUUUCUCCUGAUGAUCUAGGAGGCGAAUUGCCGGAGAGACAGCCAAGGUUUGUCGUCUACAGUUAUAAAUACGUACACGAUGAUGGACGCGUGUCUUAUCCCCUCUGCUUCAUCUUCUCCAGUCCAGCGGGUUGCAAGCCGGUGCAGCAGAUGAUGUACGCAGGAAGCAAACUCAAACUGGUCCAAACGGUUCAGAUGAGCAAGGUGUUUGAGAUCAGAAACACAGAGGACCUAACAGAGGAGUGGCUCAAGGAGAAACUUGGCUUCUUUGGCUAAAGUCUCCACCUCAUCCAGACGUCUGGGACGGGAGGAGGAUCGGGGAAAACACACAACGGUUGAUGUUUCGCUCCUCUUUGUCCGGGACCUGAGUUAAAUAGUGUUUGAAAAUACUUCCUGUUGUCAGUUUUAGGCGGAGUUUGGUGGAGUUUACAGUAGAUUAAGAGUUUGUCUGAAGCGUCGGACAAUCGCGGAAAAGUUUUUAACUAAACCUCACCCACCUGGCAGCCUAAAACUGAGAAUGCUAUUUGACGCAGGUCUGCUUUUGUCUCCCACACAAUCUCUCUCCAUGUGCCAGUUACGUGUCUGUGUUGAAUUAAUGCUCCUCGAGCUCUUUGAGUGAACAGAAAUCCUCAUCUACACUUUCUAAGCUGUUCAUUCAGGAGAAGGCAUUUUAACAUUAGUUUCUGUUUCCUUUAGUCGUUCAUACUCUGAGUUUCCCCUUUUUAUCUUUAAUCAUUUUAUGGAGUCUUAUGUUUUGAUUUUUGUUUCUGGUGUAUUUAGGGUUUACACAAGCAAAUGGUUUAUAGUGUUAAUAUUCCUUUUGUUGUGAAAAACAAACUUCCUGCCAGAACUUUACAACAUUCACAGCUACAGAACAACUCCUAGGUUCUGUUGUCCUCAGUUGUUCCUUCAGUAUUCGUUUAAGGACAUUUAAAGUAUGAUUUAAGUAACAAACUUUCAUCACUCCAGUCGACAAAAGACAAAAACAUUGUGACCAUUCGAAGAGAGGCAAUCCUGAGACCUCUGGUUUAUAUAUGAUGUGUUGUGACUUCUCUAGUGCACGUGAACAAGCUGAGAGAGGCCCUGAAGUGAAGUGAUGCUCAUCACACUGAGUCUGUCAUCAAAACAUUUCUUCUCAAAUCAAAAAGAAAAAAACUGCGCUCUGCCUUUUGACCUGCAUUUUGUUACGAUGACAUCACACUCCAGGAAACAAUAUUUCCUCCGAAAACAUUCCAGACUGAACCGUUUCUACGAACCACGACAAACACAGCACACGGGGCGGCGUCACGUGUCUUUUGGGGAGAUUGUUAGCUAACGUUGUGCAUUAUUGCGAUUACUGUUAUUUAGUGUUUAUGAAUGUUGUGCUUAUUUCGGAUGUAAAACCACUUUGAUCGCUACGUGGUGGUCACAGCUUUGAGAAUGAUGGAUGUGACUUCUCCAAACGCCAGUUGUGCUUAAAAUUCAGCCUGGGAAGGCGAAGGACAGAAUCUGGACGAUGGACACUGUCCAUACAGAACCGGGUUGGACCAAUAUAUUCAUCUAUACUUUGUACCGAUCUUUAAAUUCUACAGUUACACUUUUUGGUUGUGUUUGACCUGUAUUCUGUCAUAUUGGGGUUUUAAUUAAUCACAGGCGGAGGUUAAAAGACCUAAUUUUAGCUUUCAGCAUAUUUCUUAAUCGACGUGCAGGAGUAGACAGCGGUGGGAAGAAGGUGCAGGGUUGUGUGGGAGACAAAAAUAAUACAGACACAUAGAAAAAUAAGUUUUCUAUGUGUCUGCGUGGGUUUUCUGCGGCUUCCUCCCACAGUCUGAAGAUAUGCAGACUGGGGUUAGGUUAAUUGGAGACUCUAAAUAAACCAUAUUUGUAAAUGGUUGUUUGUCUGUAUAUGUUGGCCCUGUGUUACGCUGGGUGUACUCUGGCUCUUACCCACCGUCACACGAUAUAGAUAAUGGAUGGAUGGAUUACGCAGUUAAAACAACUAAAAUGUGUCACUGUAAGCACACUAAUGGACUCUAUUGUAUAUUUUUAGUUAUUUUGAAGGCCCCAAAAUUAAUAAUUCUUCCCUGUUUCCUGCUGAAAAUCCUCUCAAACUGCAUUCAGACUGGUGCGGCACAUUAAAAGCCUAAACCAAACUAAUACUCAAAGGAUUAGCAGCUCCUAACAGCAGUGAGCAGUUUUCAGUAACUGAAUACGUUACUGAAUGGUUUUUAUGAUGGAGAAAUGACUCAUUCAGCAGAUUUCUUAAUAAAAGCUCAAUAUCUGCUCAGUAUACUGGUCCAACCCGAAUACAGAAAAAUCGGCACAAAUGAAUUCCACACAUUCCCUCGUCAGCGUCGUCUCUCGUUGAGAAACUUUGACGUCUACCAAACGGAUAAUGGAGCGUUGUGGCAGAUUUAAAGCCCCGAGGCAGGAAAUCACCCCAUAAUGUACGAUGUCGUCCUGCUAAGUCGACCGUACCAAUGCCUUGUCUGACAUUUGUCAUAUUUAUGUCUGUUUUAAAAAACCAUGAGGCCAAAAUGAAAACACGACGAAGACAGUAUGUUUUGUCAGAAUAAUCCACGACGAUUGAAAAAGCUUUGUCUGUGAUUUUCUUUUAUUAUUAAUUUUUUUUUUUUACUUUCUGAUCUAUUAAGUAUGAGACGUCUUUUUUGUGGGUUUCAUUAAAUAAUAGAAGGGUUAGGGUUAGGGUUUUUUUUUAAAGAUCUGACUCAAAGAUGUAAACGAUGUAAACAAUAAGACAUAUCAUGUAAAUCAUUGAGAGACGUCAAAUGUUAGACGAUAAUCAUUUAUGAUUUACACGUCAGGCAAGGUUUCAUCCAACAGGAACGAUGGGAAAGGACUGUAAUCACUUGUUUUUGCUGCCUAUGAAUAAACUAUCAGUUUGAUAUCAUGCUGCUGUAGAGGAAUAACAAUUCUGUUGACUGAAGUAUUACAGGCUCACUUGGAAACAGCUUGUGUUUCACUUGAAACGUGCUUUUCGACGUUAUAUAUACAAACACGUUUAGCUCUUCUGUUGUUAGGAAAAGAUUCUGAAAACCUGGAAAAUGUGGAGGGCUACUGUAUAAGAAGUGCAUGAUUUAAUGUACGACCUUCUGACCUGUUCUGUUGCAUGCAUUCUUUCAGAGAGUUAAAUUAUUAACCUCAUUUGAUUUUGACUGAAACACCUGCAUCUCAAACAUCUGCUCCCAGUGUCAUUUUCUUAUUUAGAAUAUUUACACACCAACAACCCUCUUCUUCUUAAGAUUUUCAAUGAAGUGGGAAGUAACACACUGUAACACUGGUGGCGCAUCAUAAACAACUUCCUCGAGUACAAGGUCUAUCGGAAAAAAGAGUUCCCUUUGGUUUUGAGCCAUGUCCUGUGGAUCGAAGCUUUUCCUCCUUCGUGGUGAGCCUGUUUAAAUAUAAAUGGCCUCUUGAGUCUUUUUCUGUAACCUGCAGAUGUGUUGUUGAGCUUUUGAUGUCUUCUCUGAACCGAUGCCUACUCUUCUACUCUUCUUUCCUUUUUAAUAAAAACACCUGGACCAUGUAUGAUCAUGAUCAGCUGCAUAGUGGCAUCAGUGAAACUUGAGAUAUUUGUAUUUUCCCAUACUUUAUAAAAUUGUCUGUUGUCCCAUCGUCCAAAUAAAAUGACAGCGAUGUUUA